AUGGGCGGAAAGGUCUGGUCUGAAGAAGAAGAGCGCAUCUUUUGGGAACUUGUUAUUCCUCGGUCAACAGUCGCUGCCCAUCCACCAUCGGAUCCUGCUGCCCAGCCUCUAAGUUGGCCCGACUGUGCACAAUGGAUGAACGAGAUGGCUGGCGACAACCCUCGCCGGAUAUACACCAGUACCAUGCUCUAUGAGCAUCACUACCAAAACAUCAAGCCUGGUGCCAAGUCUCCGAGGGCAGUUCGAUUCGCUCAGAAAUAUCUAAGUGAUUGCGAGUAUUACAAAAAGCACAAUUCUCCUCGUCCUCCUAGUCCUCCUCGUACUCUGACACCUCAAGACCCUCAACUAGCCGCUCUUCUAGAGGAACAGUCGAAGCCUAAGAGCCGACGGCCACGCCAAGCAGCUCGUACUCGACAGCGAAAUGUCGUGCCUCAUCCUGGUCUGCCGCCUUCCCACGGGUCUGAAGAUGACCUGACGCUUUCUCACACGUCUAUGGGUGAAUCCAGCGGCCAUAGCACACCUACUGAGCCCAGAUCUUACACAUCUAUGCCGGCCAACGGACCUGGACAAUACGCAUUAGGAGAGAAUCGAAUUCCUGCUCAUACCGGCUUCGACAUCCAGUAUCAGCCCGACCGUCGACCGAUGCUUAAACCCGAAUGCACUACUAGACCUGCUGCAUUCUUAAAUCGGUCUGGGAAGCCUGUUGAAGGUGGACACUGGCGGCUAGCGCCCCGAAAUCAACAGAACGGAAGACCCAGGGAAUCAAUGACUAUGACCCCACUAAGCACCAAUAUCCAGCCUCGGCAAUCGCACACGCCACAGCAAACACCAUGGACUAGACCAGCUCCUCCGCCUAUUCAACAAUCAUCUGUGGAAUCUCUGGAGGAGUGGAACGGAAAGCUUCCCUCAAUUCGGCAGAUGCUUCCUUUCGUAGAUUUCGGACAGCCAACUUACCCUCCCUUCGCCUAUGACACAACAAAUCGAGCUGGCAAGCGUGGUCAUUACGAUGAUCAGAACUGCGAUCCCACGCCUAAGCGUCGAAGACUUCCUGACCAGCCUGUACUCCGUCAGUGCGACCAACAGACACCUCAGCAGCGGGACGGAAGCAGUAAUAAGUAG
Molecule: messenger RNA, 1119 nt
Organism: Fusarium sp. VM40
Lineage: Eukaryota; Fungi; Ascomycota; Sordariomycetes; Hypocreales; Nectriaceae
Source: the annotation of a GenBank genome assembly